AACAUUUUGAUUAACGUAUAGUACCCACUUUUAGCAAUGUAUACAAAAUACGUAAUUUCAUUGUAAUUCAUAUUAGUGAAUUUAAGAAACUAUAUACUAAGUAGGUACCUACAUUUGUCAGUUUCUACGAAACACUUUAUGAGUACCUACAGUUCUUAUCCCUAGUAUUCUUAUUUACACUUAUAGGAAAUUUAAUGAAGUGAUUUUUGGAAGAGCAAAAAUAUUAAGUUCAUGGAAAAAGAACAGAUCAAAAUUUAAAAUAGAAUUCGUUGGUAGAUAUACUUUGUAUUUUCAGACUUUUCAACUUUUGGUCAGUCACUAAUCUUCUGUCAUACAGAACGGUUAGAGUUUUAGUGUAUUUGGAUCUUUUAAAGAUUUUAAAAAUGUCAGCUAUUAACACAGAAUUGCUUAUUUUAGAAGUUAAAAAAUAUGAGUUAUUAUAUAAUCAAGAACACCCGCAGUACAAGGACUACAGACAAAAGGACCGGAUAUUCGACAAUGAGAUCAGUAAGGCAAUGGGAGGGGAAAAUGGAGCAAUUCUAUACAAACGGUGGCGCAAUUUAAGAGACAAUUAUCAAAAAUAUUUGCGAGCAAAUAAAACAAGAACUGGUCAAGGUGCAAAUGAGGUAAUCAAUAAAAGUUUGGCCAACUACAAAAAGUGGCAAUGGGCUACCCAAAUGGAAUUUUUAAAGCCGUAUUUACAAUUAGCUAGCACACUUUCUAAUAUUCCUGGACAAGAAGAAUCUGUUUCUAACGUCCUUACAACUCAACCGAGACCAGAGUUCAGUCAAGAAAUAGAAGAAGAGAAUAUCGGUACAGAAAAAUCAGUUGUUGCACAAGUACGAAAUACCUCAAAAAGAAAAAGAUGCACAAUUGAAGAAAACGUGGACACAGAUUUGGGUAUUCAAAAAGUAAUAAAUUAUUUCAGAGAAAAAAAUGAGAACAAACGUUCAAUGACCGCGGUUGAACAUACUUUUAUGGGAUGGGCGAAAACAGUAAGCACACUUUCCUCAAAAAGACAAGUGCUACUAAAAAUGAAAAUUGGACAGUUGAUAGCAGAUACAGAAUUUGAAGAACUUCAUGAGUUAGAGAAGAUAAAUACCACUAUUACAUAUAAAGAGUCAACUCGUACAAACGUAAGUAACCGUUCGAAUUAUAUGACACAGAAUGAAGCCAUCAAUACAGGUCCCAGUUAUAAUACGUCUAACUGUGAACAGCUAUACCCUUCUUGCAGUAAUAGUAACGUAUUGGAAACUCACGACAGGUCUCCCUCCCCAAAAUCACAGUUAUCGCAGUAUGAAGAGGAAGUCUACCAAGAAGAGCCUGUAGACUUCACCAAAGAAUUACCUUUUAAUGAAUAUUAGAUAAUAAUUCCUUAUUAAAAUUUAAAACAGUACACCUAAGUCAUAACUAAUAAUUAAUCAUGAUCAUUAAAAUACAAUCUUUAAAUCUUACGUGUACAGUUUAAGUAAAUUAUUUCAGAAAAUUAUCUUAAAUGUAAUUAUAUAACUUAAUAUUAUAAUGUAAGCUUACAUACCUACAUGUACUAUAAUUAUUAAUGAUGUUAUCGUAAAUAUCGAUUUAUUUUGGAACUUAUCUACAUUAAGAAUUAUAAUAUAGGUAUGUUAGA
Messenger RNA from Myzus persicae (green peach aphid), 1630 nucleotides. RefSeq lists its product as uncharacterized. Gene Ontology annotation, biological process: regulation of transcription by RNA polymerase II. The transcript has 3 exons. Lineage: Eukaryota; Metazoa; Arthropoda; Insecta; Hemiptera; Aphididae. Bases 384 to 1364 code for a protein of 326 amino acids. The record is from RefSeq and is a predicted model, not a curated record. Gene Ontology annotation, cellular component: transcription regulator complex; nucleus.